Messenger RNA from Arabis nemorensis, 1074 nucleotides. The record is from the annotation of a GenBank genome assembly. Lineage: Eukaryota; Viridiplantae; Streptophyta; Magnoliopsida; Brassicales; Brassicaceae.
AUGAAAAAUUGCAAGAGACCUCUCAUGAAUCAGGAGAGAGACUUUUAUGAAAUUCCAACGGAUUGUUCGGAGGAAGAGAUUCAACGAGGUUCUGAGUUCGUAAAAAGAUUGAAAACGAUGGAUGAUCAGAGUAUCUUCGACCAAUAUGUCGAUGCAAUGAAGUCUUAUCAAUCUGGUUCUUUAAGCUUUACGGAUCUCAAAAACAGAAUCGUUUACAUUCUUGGUAAUCACGAGGGUUUGGUCGAAGAGUUUCAUCAGCUUUUAUCGGAUUUAGCUUCUCUUGGUGGAAGAAACUCAAUCAAAGACUUGCAACAAACGGUUCAUGUGUUCUUAAACAAAGUAGAAGCUUUGGACAAGGGUUUAUACAAAGUGUUUCUCGAUGCGUUUAGGUCUCCUGGUGGUAUCGAAGCUCUUAUUGAACAACUCGAUGCGAUUUUACGCGAUCACGCACCUCUAAAAGAGGAGUUUAUAACGCUCCUAAUCGAUUCUCGCUUACUCAACCCGAAACGUGAUACGGAGGAGGAAGCCAAACCGAGUCCAGAAGACAAGCAGGAUGAGCAAAAAAUUAGCGUAAAGUGGAAGAAAGUGACACCAUCGUAUCAGAUUAGACCUGGAGCUGAAGAGGGAAAGUGGAAAAAAGUGACACCAUCGUAUCGGAUUAGACCUGGAGCUGAAGUAGGAUCCUGUUCCUCUGAUGAGGUUUUAAACAAUAUAUGUGUUUCGAUGGGUGAGUACUUUGAUCCUGAUAAAGUUGUAAAGACGAAGAGACUACCUUUGCACUAUGAAAGAAUGAAUGACCUCGAGGACAAUUUGUACGACAAGGACAUGUUGUUGGAACCCCUAACUUCGGUCAUUAAGUUUGGGAAAGAUGUCUGGUGUGAGAAGCCGCCUGUGGGAUUCGAUGAAAUCAUAAAGUGGUACUACGAAGUUAAGGAGAUGCCACAAAUAUUUAAGACUGAUCCGAAACCUGCGAAAGGCGUUCCUCGGCGUGGGCGUGGUACAUUCUGCGGAGGGGUUCCUCCGCUUAGUUCUUCCUGCCAUGCCAAUGCGAUCAUCCAAUUGGACGGGGUGUGA